GACCAUUUACCAUCCAUCAGUUUGAUUGCGAUCAUGUUACUAAAACCCGGGCGAGGAGGUCUUCGAAAUCGAUCGGUCACACCCAUAGGUCGUAUUGACGCGUCUCAGGCAAGGACGAUCGCCGAGGAACAGACCAACUCAUUGGAAGAAGGCCUCAAGCAAGCCAAUCAACCCGGAAGCGCGUUGUCCAUCCUCUUACAAGACGAUUUCCAUGCUGUCACCGCCUACGGUCCACUUCCAAGUGAUGUUGUCACCAUGGUCGCCAACGUUGAUAUCAAUGUCGAUGCUCUCAAGGGAUGUGUCGACCACAUCACUGGUUAUGCGUGUGUGUGGUCUCGCAAUGUUUGCUAUGUGUGGAAUUUCGCCAGGCGCACAGCAGCUCUUCCCACAUGCUAUUCCUUCCCUUGCCCGCUUUCCAACACCAAUUCGGUUCUUGUCAACACCCUAGCUCCCCUGCCACUAGCAUGCCUGAUAUCACACUUUUCAAAUACCUCGAACAGCACAAGACGCGAGCCUGGACUCUUGCUAGUCUCACCAACCGGAGAAUUACGCGCAUGGGAUUCGCUUUCGCUAGCUUUAUCAGGGGUCGAUAAAUUUGCAACGAUCCAAAUUCAACUUCAAGAUGCCGAACUAGUGAGAUGCCUCCAGCCGCUCACAUCAUGUCCUGGUUCAUUCAUCCUAGCCACAUCACAUACCCGACUGUUUCGUAUUUCCAUCUCCCCUGGUAUGAGUGGACGACCAACCGUGAUUUCUAGUUUGAUGUCAAGGUCAACCACUUGGGGAACCAAACUUGGCUCGCUAAUAAGAUGGGGUCAAGCCUACGAUCCUAAGGCUGGAAUCGUCGCGCUGGCUGUCAGCCCUCCCUUGGAAGGCGAUACGAGCAUGGGCGGUGGAGAAGCCUGGGCCUUGGAAGUUACAGGGAACCUACAAAGGUGGAAGUUAAAUUUCAGUAGUGGGAGUGAGAGAUUUGUUUGGGAAAAAGAAAUCAACGCGAUUAUACUAGAAAGCUUGGGAUGGACUCCGGAAGUAGAUAUAUUGACAAUGACGGAGCGGAUAGAAUUCACCUUACUGGACCUUAAGGUAACUUAUACUCGCGACUUAGCCGUUUUAAUUAGCUACAUCGACUCUUCCCAGGUUGAUCAGGCGCAAAGUAGCGUGCAGCCAAGAUCAUAUGCUAUAGUGAUCCUGGAAGUCCUGUCAAGCUCUUCAUUACCCGUUGUAUCACAUACCGUCAAAGCCAAACAUCGCGAAUACCCGGACCCUCGACCCGAAACCGCGCCUUCCUUAUCUUUGCCCAACGGUGGACCGGCCGCUUUCAUCGUUUUUCCAGAACGAGUUGUCUGCUUAUCUUUGAGCGAGGGGACCGACUUCGAGGAGAUUGUCUCACUCAGUUCCCAAGCUAACAAUCGUAUAAUUGGCAAUGGUGCCGCACCUCUUGCCAUUCGCGCCAUUCAGGAUAAAUCGGACAAGCCACCAACGUUAAAAUUUAUCACCACAUCUAGCGGAAUCCUUGAAAUCGAACUCAAUCCGGUUGAAUUGGAAAAACUUGGAACUAGCGUGGUUGAAGAACAAAUAGCCCGUGAUACUUACCGACUCAAAACUCAAUUGGAGCAAGCGGUGUUUUUCGGUGACAACACUGCGAAUCCUGUGGAGUUCAACUUGCAAGCAGAUCUAAUCGGGGAUUUGUCAACAGCAGCAGAGCAACUGAGCAAAGAGGUUUUGUCCUCAAGUGCGGCUCAUCUCCCCCCGAUCGUCGACCUUCGAGUCCAACUAGCGGAUCGGAUCGCCCGGCUUCAACUGCUUAUUCGCUUCAUCAAUCUGACUGGGAUGCUUAAUAAAGUUCCGAAGCCCGGCAAAAGACGGCUGCUUUCUGAUCUGGAAUUACUUGCUGCAACUAACGCACUAUGGCUACAUCAUAACAACAAAAUCAACGCGUUGUCUCAUAGUGGCCGACGAUCUCGCACAGUUUUGAGCGAAGUUAUAAUGACCUAUAUGAACUCACUCGGCCAGAACUCGGAUGAGGACAUGAUCCGCUCGUUCUUCCGCAAUCAUGCCUCCGCUAUCGUACAAAUCUUGGUGAAUGUCCAAGCCAAAUUGAAAACGACUUUAUCCAACAAGUCAAAUAAAUUACACACCCGCUCAUCUCAGCUCAUGGAGGCCAACGAGAUCCUACUAACAGUGUAUAAUGCAGCCAUAACUAUACGGCAGACACACAGCAAGACUUUUGAUCUGAAGGACGACACUUCAACAGAGUGCUGGACGAGCACCCUCAACUUACUUGAUAUAUUGCAAUCCCAUUGCGAAGCAACAUUGGAAAUACUGCAACAACGGGCUCGUGAAUUUGGACCAGCGAUGGACGAUGAUCCAGGUCGAUUCGGUGCUGACUCGGCCAGCUUGUUGAUGGAUGAUGAUGAUGACUCCAACGGCGGCUCUUCGGACAAGAGUAAAUGGUUGCAUCAUACCCUUAAGGAUCAACUGACCGAGUUGGUAGAGAAAUCACUGGCGAUGAUGAAAGAAAGAAGCUCUUUUACUGAAAGUACCCUAGGUACCAACCAUCCAGAAGCAAAGAGUCUGCAAGAACGUUACUUGCGUCUGCGUCCCCAGCUGAUAUUUGGAUUAGUGAAGGUCAAACGGCAAGCACGCGCUAUUACACUUGCGGAAGAGCAGCGCGACUUCCGAACUCUUGUUGAGCUAUGUCACUCUUUAGCACCCAGCGAAACCAAGCAGAAAGAACGAGUUUACAUCUCAAGAUACAAAGAAGAGUUCGCCUUCCAGCUGUAUCAAUGGUAUGUGGAACAUGGUCGAUAUCACGAGCUUUUGAGCCAAGAUCCCGUGUAUGCUCCUUUGAUCACUUCGUUCCUCGACCGGAUGCAAUAUGGCAAGGUUUCGUGGAUUCACGAUCUUGCCAUCGAUCGCUUCGAUCAUGCAAGUCAAGUCUUGCUCAAAGAAGCCGAGUCGGAAAAAAAUCUGGCCGAUCAAAAGAUCAUGUUGAGUCUGGGUAAACUAUGUCAAGUCGCUCAGAUUGAUGACGGUGAACACCUCGACUCAGAAAAAGUACUACAGGAUAUUGAACUUGUGGAUGACAGAUUAGAUAUUCUUCAGGCACAAUUGAAAUUGUCUGAUCUAUGUCAAUCAAUCUUGGAAUCACAGCCGCAGUACUCGUUGCUAUCCGUGGACCAACAGGUUGAUAUUCUGAGACAACAUCUUGCGCCGAAUUUGGUCGACCGUCCGGCAUUCGGACAAUUAUUCGAUAGAUAUGUUCGCCAAAUUAUUGCGGGCGAUGCUUUGAGGAUCGAAGACUUGAUCGAGUUUUACGGGCUGAAAGCUAAUCUUCAUGAGCAAGUCGAAGAUUUCGUGAUCGCGUUGGAUGUUUUCUCUCGAGCCAAGGAUCUCGUUCCCGGUCGAGCACAGCUAGCACUGAAGAGUGUAUGGAGAAGAAUUUACAUACAUGAAGAUUGGCAAGCCUUGAAAAAAUCAAGCAACUUAUCCGAUCAAGAUCUGAUCACUUGCCUGAAAAGCACUGCGCUAUACCACGUUCUUUCAAGUUCAAUCGAUCCAAAUGAUUCAGGAAAAGUCGGGCAGCCCAUCUCGUCGCCGAAUGAAUCGUUCUUUGAUCCCACGGUCAGCUUGAACGAUGACCUAGCGAUCAGAUUCCCCGAUCACUCUUUAUCCGAACUAGAACAGUUGAGCAAGGAUUACCAGUUCGAAAACCGCAAGUUACAAGAAGCAAUUGAGUCUGGUGGCGUGUGGGAAUACUAUGGCGAAAUCGUGCGCUUGAUUAGGGAAUCUGAUAGUCUUUCUGAUGGUGGCGUUGGUGAUGUAACCAUGAUGUCCGAGUAGAUAAUGAGAGAAAUGAAAGAAAAGAGGUUCAGGUAGUCUGAAUUGUUGUAAACUGUCGAUUGUCCUCAUCAUGCUAGUCCUCUGAUCCAAUGAAUUGAGCUUUUAAGUCACCAAUGUAGAUUCCCUGAAGGGUUAUGCUCCUCCUGAGGUCAGGCACCAGCUACACAGACGUUGUCCUUGAUUUCAUUUGUAUGUGCAUACUCCACCAAUCAAUCAUAAUGUGGGUCUUACUAAU
Molecule: messenger RNA, 4075 nt
Organism: Puccinia graminis f. sp. tritici CRL 75-36-700-3
Lineage: Eukaryota; Fungi; Basidiomycota; Pucciniomycetes; Pucciniales; Pucciniaceae
Exons: 19
Coding region: 34-3840 (1268 amino acids)
Biological process (GO): transcription-dependent tethering of RNA polymerase II gene DNA at nuclear periphery; poly(A)+ mRNA export from nucleus; protein import into nucleus
Cellular component (GO): nuclear pore outer ring
Molecular function (GO): protein binding; structural constituent of nuclear pore
Source: RefSeq, a predicted model, not a curated record